Boleophthalmus pectinirostris (great blue-spotted mudskipper) is the source of this 4569-nucleotide messenger RNA. RefSeq names its product kelch-like family member 20 (gene klhl20). The transcript has 14 exons. Lineage: Eukaryota; Metazoa; Chordata; Actinopteri; Gobiiformes; Gobiidae. Gene Ontology annotation, molecular function: protein binding. The record is from RefSeq and is a predicted model, not a curated record. Bases 174 to 2003 code for a protein of 609 amino acids.
CGGAAACGGCGCUUAUUAUUGGCACAUGCGCAGUUUAGUGGGAGGAAAACCAUCAGAGCUAAACGUCGGCAUUAAACUGUAAACAUUAGCGAUCAAAGCGACUUCUGUCCACCGCGGGAAUGGAAGCACAAGGUUAAUUGCAAGGUGUGGAGCUCAACAUUGUUCUUUAGUGCAUGGACGCAAAGCCAAUGCGCAGGGCCACCAGCGCACGCCAAGACGCCACUGGAAUGGACAUCACCAGCCGCUGUACUCUGGGGGACCCCAACAAGCUCCCUGAAGGGGUCCCCCAGCCCGCGCGCAUGCCCUAUGUCUCAGACAAACACCCACGACAGACUCUGGAGGUGAUCAACCUGCUGAGGAAGCACCGUGAACUCUGUGACGUGGUGCUGGUGGUGGGCGCCAAGAAGAUUUAUGCUCACCGGGUCAUUCUAUCGGCCUGCAGUCCAUACUUCAGGGCUAUGUUUACGGGGGAGCUGGCAGAGAGCAGACAAACUGAAGUUGUGAUUCGUGACAUUGAUGAGAGGGCCAUGGAGCUGCUCAUUGACUUUGCCUACACCUCACAGGUGACAGUGGAGGAGGGGAACGUUCAAACACUGCUCCCUGCUGCGUGCCUCCUUCAACUGGCUGAGAUCCAGGAGGCGUGCUGUGAGUUCCUCAAGAGACAGCUGGAUCCCUCCAACUGUCUGGGAAUCAGGGCAUUCGCCGACACACACUCCUGCCGUGAGCUGCUCCGGAUUGCUGACAAGUUCACCCAGCACAACUUCCAGGAGGUUAUGGAAAGUGAAGAGUUCAUGCUGCUUCCUGCCAAUCAGUUGAUCGACAUCAUCUCUAGUGAUGAGCUCAAUGUGAGAAGUGAGGAGCAGGUUUUCAACGCUGUGAUGGCCUGGGUCAAGUACAGCAUUCAGGAACGCAGGCCGCAGCUACCACAGGUCCUACAACAUGUCAGACUUCCCUUACUGAGUCCUAAGUUCUUGGUCGGCACUGUUGGAUCAGACCCUCUUAUAAAAAGUGAUGAGGAGUGCAGAGACCUGGUUGAUGAGGCCAAAAAUUACCUGCUGCUGCCUCAGGAGAGACCGCUGAUGCAGGGACCCAGAACUCGACCCAGGAAACCCAUACGCUGUGGAGAAGUACUGUUUGCAGUUGGUGGCUGGUGCAGUGGAGAUGCCAUUUCCAGUGUGGAGCGGUAUGACCCUCAGACAAACGAGUGGAGGAUGGUGGCCUCCAUGAGCAAACGCAGGUGUGGAGUUGGAGUCAGUGUCCUGGAUGACCUGCUAUAUGCCGUGGGAGGACAUGAUGGGUCAUCAUACCUCAACUCUGUAGAGAGAUAUGAUCCCAAAACCAACCAGUGGAGCAGUGAUGUGGCUCCGACCAGCACCUGCCGCACCAGUGUGGGCGUGGCUGUAUUAGGAGGUUACCUGUACGCAGUUGGUGGACAAGAUGGAGUAUCCUGUCUGAACAUUGUAGAAAGGUAUGAUCCAAAGGAAAACAAAUGGACCCGCGUGGCCUCUAUGAGCACCAGGCGGCUGGGUGUGGCAGUGGCAGUGCUGGGAGGAUUUCUGUAUGCUGUGGGGGGGUCCGAUGGGACGUCACCGCUGAAUACAGUGGAGCGUUACAAUCCACAAGAGAAUCGCUGGCACACAGUCUCUCCGAUGGGCACCAGGAGGAAGCACCUGGGCUGUGCUGUGUACCAGGACAUGAUCUAUUCUGUGGGAGGCAGAGAUGAUACUACAGAGCUGAGCAGUGCAGAGCGAUACAACCCCAGGACCAACCAGUGGUCUCCAGUGGUUGCCAUGACGUCCAGAAGAAGUGGGGUGGGUCUUGCAGUUGUAAAUGGUCAGUUGAUGGCAGUAGGAGGUUUUGAUGGGACAACGUAUUUAAAAACUAUAGAAGUAUAUGAUCCAGAUGCAAAUACAUGGAGGUUAUACGGAGGAAUGAACUACAGGCGUCUCGGUGGAGGUGUGGGUGUGAUCAAAAUGACUCACUGUGAAUCGCACAUCUGGUAACAUCUGCUCCCCCCGCUCUCACACUCCUCCCCUGUCCUCUGCUUACUGUGCGGACGCCUCUCUUCACUGACUCUUGUGCCUCUGAACACAGACACUGCUUCCUCUUGAGAGCCCUGUGUGAAAAGGGGGGAUAAGAUGGACACCAGAACGAACUUGAAAAGUAUCUUAAACUUGACUCUGUGAUCAAUACACUCCACAUGGGGUCUACUCGGAUUGGAUUUCCGAAGUUUUUAUUGACACAAUUUAACUUAACUGUGCUUGUAAAGUCCUGUGAUUGAGAACUGCCUUAGAAGCGAGUAUACUAUGAGGACUUUUUUUUUUUCCAAGACAUUUUUCACUUCGAGCAUUAAUGAAAGCCCAUAUUGUUCUUGUUUCUUGGUUUGAGAUGAGAUUUUUUUGUUUUUUAGUUCCAACCACAUCAAAGAUAUUACUUCAUGGUAUAUAUAUAAAACAAAGGUUACAAUUUUUACAUUUUCAUUCUAGACUAGACUAAAGCAUACACUUAGGAUUUGGCUGUUACCUCUUGGUCUUUUUGUGUAGCAUUCAGAAAGCUGCCAGGCAGUUUUCUUAUUAUGAAGCUGUUGAUGUGAUUUUAAAAGCAGCAAAACAAGUACUACGACAAACCAUGGACUAAGAUUUGAACAAUGAACCCACAGUUGUUUAAUCAGGCUGUGAAUAUUGGAUCUAUAGGAGGCUUUGGUGAAACUGGUAAAACAUUUCAGGUCUGAUGGCUAGUUGGAAAUGGAGAGCUGAAUAAAUGCGGAUGGGACUAGGAACAAUUAUAAUGACUCAAAGUAUCAAACACAAUUUGAAAAAAAAAAUGCUUCUUGUAAUGAGAAGGUGAAUUUGGUUCAGUGGUUUUCUGCGUAAGCUUUGUCAUUCAAGUGACCAGUGAUUAUUUUUGUUUUGAGAAAUUGCAAAAUUAGCUUUACACACUCCAUACAUGUUGGCUUAAAGAUCCCUGUAUUGAAAUGGUGCGUCCUGCCAAGUUGGCCAGUGAAAGCUCCAAAUAAGCAAACAACCUGUGUGCACUUCUUAAAAUAGAAGAGGCGUGCUAGGAAUGGUGUCUGUCAACUAAUCAGCUGCAUCACUUUAUUAGUAUUACAUAAGCAUUAUAAGGGAUCACAACUGCUGAGAUUUGGACACUAAUCAUUCAUUUGACCUUAAAAUGAAGAUUGAUGCACAUUACAGAUUAUUUUGGUACAGAGUAAGGAUGCCCUCUCCUGUUGAAUAUAUGUACUGUAAUGCUAGUUUAAGAUGAAGCUCUGAAGUAUUUUUGACCCAUGGUUUUGAGAAAAAUAAGGGGAGAUGACAUGGAUACGUGGUUUAUAAUUGCACUCCAUUUGGGAAUGUUUUUUGUUUUUUUUUUAUCUUUUUUUUUUCCAUAUAAUUCUAUGAGUGGGUAGGUGGAGAUGGGGCUCAAAUUUGGUGGGUUUAAGUGACAUUUCAGAGAGAAUGAUGCAAAUCAAAGAGCUGCUCAUUCAAGAUUUCUGCACUUUAAGUUUUGUGCUCUGGAUAAUGCUACACAGAUGUUUUUAUGCAUUGUACCCAGUGUACUGUAUAAUGGGUCACAUAAAUAGCUUUUGUUUAAUACUUUUAAGUAGUUUGAUAUUUGGAUCAAUGGCUUCUGGAAAAAGUAACAUCCCAUGCUCUUCCAAAAAGGUUCAUUUGAUCUUAUUUUCCACAAAUUACUUUUUUGUUUUCAACUAACAGCCCAGUUUGUUUAUCUACCUUCUUUGACUUCUGUCUGUAGUCAUCAUCAGAAGAGUCACAUGCUGUUGCUGUGAUGUGUUUUGUCAGCUGAUUUUUGGCACAUCUCUGGAUAAAAGAAGCAAUAGAAAUCCGAAAACAUGCCCAUAACACACUAAACCGAGACGAGGGGGUGUUCUCGCUUCCCCACUUGGAAUACUGUUCUGAAGAAGUCAGACUGUAGAGGGUGCUUAAGUCCUGCUUCCCCAGACCAGGGAGACUGUGUAAAUCAGCCGGCAAGACCCGUCAUUGCAACAUCAUGUGCCUGUUUUGACUACUUGUCUGCAGUCAGCAUCACGUCAAGGUAAAUCAACAAACCGGUCUGUUAGAGCAGGGGAUGUUACUUUCUGUUUUCAUCUAUCUUUACCAAAAGAUGUCUGCCUUCCAAGUUUACAAGUGCGAUGAAAAAGUUGAUGAUACUGUCACGAUUAUUUUAGAAGUUCAGUUGAAAGUGAAAGUGCGUGUUUUCCAUACAGAGUGAGGUAAUGUGUUUUUGUUUUGAAUGAUGAGAGAUAACAACGCUAAAUUAAGUUUAGAACCAUUAUGGCAAUUUUAGUAACUGCCACUCAUAAGGUGUGUUGAAUAUGUGGUAGAUGACAUUUUACCCACUUUGCAACAAAAAAUGAUUUAUACCAGGUAAUUGUAAAAUCAUCAGUUUCAUACAAAAUGUUUUAUACAAGCUUGCACAAAAUUGCAUUGGCCUUGCAUAAUUUGUUGUACACAAACUUGGAAAACCUUUGUUAUUUUAUUUAUUUUUUUGUUUUUGCCAUCUGUUUUACAUUUCCCAGUUCAGUGUAUUACAGUCAAUGUGAUUGUA